This is a messenger RNA of Arabidopsis thaliana (thale cress), 784 nucleotides long. RefSeq names its product CCT motif family protein. The record is from RefSeq and is marked reviewed. Gene Ontology annotation, cellular component: nucleus. The coding region runs from base 1 to 552 and encodes 183 amino acids. The transcript is spliced from 2 exons. Lineage: Eukaryota; Viridiplantae; Streptophyta; Magnoliopsida; Brassicales; Brassicaceae. Gene Ontology annotation, biological process: regulation of flower development.
AUGUAUUUAACUUGCAGAUUUGAGGAAAGCAAGUCAGCAGAAAAAGCCGUCGUUGCUUUAGAGGAGAGUACUUCAGGUGAGCCAAAGACACCAACCGAAUCACAUGAAAAGUUGAGAAAAGUAAGAUCUGAUCAAGGAAGCUCCACAACGAGCAGCAACCAGGAGAAUAUCGGAUCAUCAAGCGUAAGCUUCCGUAACCAAGUUCUUCAGUCCACAGUAACGAAUCAGAAGCAAGAUUCACCCAUACCGGUAGAAUCAAAUCGCGAGAAAGCAGCUAGCAAGGAAGUAGAAGCUGGUUCUCAAAGCACCAAUGAGGGGAUUGCUGGACAAAGCAGUAGCACAGAGAAACCAAAGGAAGAAGAAAGUGCGAAACAACGUUGGAGUAGAAGCCAGAGAGAAGCUGCAUUGAUGAAGUUCCGGUUGAAGAGGAAAGAUCGAUGCUUUGACAAAAAGGUUCGGUACCAGAGCAGGAAGAAGCUAGCAGAACAACGUCCUCGAGUGAAAGGCCAGUUCGUGCGAACCGUGAAUUCAGACGCGUCUACAAAAUCAUGAAGAGCUCUUUCAGUUUUUCCUCUGAUUUCUUUUGUUGAUUUUAUAACAGAAACUUAUUUAGCUUUUGCAAUCUUUAGUGUGCUUUUUUUUUUUAUGUAUUUGAUUGGCUUCUUCUUCUCAGCUAAUAUGAGAUACUGGGGCAACUUUUGUAUAUAUGUCUGCAAAUGAUCAGGCUAAGCUAAAACAGUAAUUCCAAUUUCGUUAAGUUGAGAAAUAUUUCUUGUUGUGAUCA